GUAAUAUGUAUUCCCCAAUUUAUAGAAUCGCCGUUCAUGGGUGGAUGAUUCACGUCUAACACAAUCGCAAUUUAUGAUUGGCUCUGAAUCUGGUGGCAACGACUCAGAUAAUAGCGCAGAGGAACCAAUGUCUAUUACAUCGGAUACACAUUUACUCCAACGAAAUAUGCCAAUGCGUCAAAGUUUGCAACGUGAGCUAAUGGAUAAUACACUUUCACGUGGCGGUGUGCGGAGUAGUUUGCAAGCACAAAAGCGUACGGAUUUGAAUAAUUCUCGUAGAAAUAGCGUGCACGGGUAAACUAAACUACAUAUAAACAUAUUCUUAUUUUUGUGCAAUUAAUUUUUACCCAUCCAAUUUUUCCUCUACUUUCAAACGCGUCUUUAUGUGUUAAUGGCAACCGGCAUGCAUUUCGGUUUAAUUGAUUGGUUGGUUGGUUGGUAGUGGGUGUAGAAAGAAAAUAAAAAUGUGGAAACGAUUUUUGGGUAAAUAUUGCGAAAGAAAACCAUUGAAAGCCAUCAAAAUGCUUUUUAUUUGUUUGUGUGUGUGAUAACAUACUGCUAAAUUUUGUUGUUGUUGAUUGCUUUCUUUACGUUUGUGCAUAGGUAUGUAACAUGUGUAUAUAAACAUAUGUAUAUACAUUUUUAUACCCAAUGCAUGGUUGCGUGCAUUUAUUUGGAAAUAGCUCAAACAUUUUAGAUCAAAAUUUUCCCCUUGUACAAAAAUAAAUAUUAACUGAAAAGAUAGAAAUAUGUUCGCAAAAUUUUAUCAAGAGGACAAGUUGCCAUGAAUCCUUAAUUUGGCCAAAGAGUAACAUAUUAGUUGCGUUCCAGAUAACUUCGUGUUAAAACCUGUAAAGCUGUCAAAUAACAAAAUUACUUUCUUGAAGAGAGGAGCGAGAGCGAAACAAUAAAGGUCACCUGGAACGCGAAAACCACUUUUCCUGUAACUACUUCGAUUUUUUUUUUAUGUAAAGUGCCAUGGAGACGAUCAAAUAUCUUUAUCAACCGUCUCGCGUUAUGCUUGACAAAAAACAAACGCACUUGCCUUCGUGGUGAGCAAGUGCGCGGACAAGAAAAAUAAAUUUUUUGUUUAAUUGACGAGUUUAUUUGAACGUUUGCGGGCCAAUCUCAUACAUAUGCAAUGCUUGACGUAU
Molecule: messenger RNA, 1154 nt
Organism: Rhagoletis zephyria (snowberry fruit fly)
Lineage: Eukaryota; Metazoa; Arthropoda; Insecta; Diptera; Tephritidae
Source: RefSeq, a predicted model, not a curated record